Messenger RNA from Fundulus heteroclitus (mummichog), 968 nucleotides. Its product is annotated as integumentary mucin C.1-like. The coding region runs from base 31 to 519 and encodes 162 amino acids. The transcript is spliced from 2 exons. NCBI's taxonomy places the organism in Eukaryota, Metazoa, Chordata, Actinopteri, Cyprinodontiformes, Fundulidae. The record is from RefSeq and is a predicted model, not a curated record.
AACCCUGCCUGAAACAACAAGCCAAACAAGAUGUUCAUCCGUACCUUUGCAGCUUUUGUCCUCACGUUCCAUCUAUCUUUACUGGUGGUUCCAGGUGCUGCAACAGGCACCACGGCUGCACCGACAACGACCACCACGGCUGCGCCGACAACGACCACCACGGCUGCGCCGACAACGACCACCACGGCUGCGCCGACAACGACCAUCAAGGCUGCGCCGACAACGACCACCACGGCUGCGCCGACAACGACCAUCAAGGCUGCGCCGACAACGACCACCAAGGCUGCGCCGACGACCACCACGGCUGCACCGACAACGACCAUCAAGGCUGCGCCGACAACGACCACCACGGCUGCGCCGACAACGACCACCAAGGCUGCACCGACGACCAUCACGGCUGCGCCGACAACGACAAUCACGACUGCACUAAAUGCCACUAAUGAUUCCACAUCUACCUUUGCCCCCCUAAUUCUGACACUGUUGCUCUCUCUGGCUUUCACAGCUUCUUCCCUUUUUUGAGUGAUGUCACAAACAGAAAGUUUUAAAAGUUGCUGUCAACCCUUAUAAAGUCUGGUUUGCCAAUCUGGUUUUGUCCUUGGUGGAGGGAAUAUGUUUUGAUGAAGUACAUCAGUAUGCACAGCUGUCCUGAUGUUCACUUGGCAUUUUCAUGGAUUUUUAACGUUUACUCAUUCGGGAAAAUCCUUGCAUUGUAUUUCUCUGUGUUUGUGGGACAAAAGGUCUUUAAGUUGUAAUUUGCUUCAAAACGUCAAUGUUUUAGGGUGCUUCUAAAAAUGAAUGAAUGUAUGAGUUGGGUCUUGGAUUCUUUCAGUGCACUAAAGGUGUAAGGGACAACUUCUUUGACGUCUGUUGGGGCCAUAUUUUAGGUAAAGUGGAUGCAUCAGGACGAGUAAAACACUGGCAAUUCGAGCAUCUGUUGCCCCUGGGAUUGUCUUGCUUCAACUCUCUAG